Molecule: messenger RNA, 1746 nt
Organism: Asparagus officinalis (garden asparagus)
Lineage: Eukaryota; Viridiplantae; Streptophyta; Magnoliopsida; Asparagales; Asparagaceae
Exons: 7
Coding region: 1-1746 (581 amino acids)
Source: RefSeq, a predicted model, not a curated record
AUGAACAAGGAAACGGCAAAGAAUAUGAGGUGGCAUAAGGAUGAUCGAAUAGACGAUGGUAAAUUAAGACAUCCUGCUAAUGCUUUAGCUUGGAAGCAUGUUGAUAAAAUUUAUCCUCGUUUUGCUGAAGAUUGCAAAAAUGUAAGACUGGAUCUAUCAAGCAACGGAUUCAAUCCAUUUGGGGUAAUAAGCUAUGGCUGGUCUACGUGGCCAGUUGUAUUAAUGCCAUAUAAUUUACCUCCAUUACUUUCUUAUGCUAAUCUGUCAGGGUACUCUACGAAGGGCAAGUGUGCUUGUCCUGUAUGUGGUCCAGAAUUUGAAGCUAUUCAAUUACCACAUAGCCGAAAGAGUUGUUAUUGGUUUAAUCGAAGGUGGUUGCCCUUGAGUCAUAAGUACAGAAAAUUAUCAGCUAAGUUUGAUGGUACAGUUGAGAAAAUAAUAAAGCCGCGUCAACUGACAGGUACUGAGAUCGUUCAAUUACUUGAUGGGUUUCCAAAAGUUGUGUUUGGGAAAAAACGCUAUUCUAAAUUUAACACGCUCGGAGUAAGAGAUUACUUAAAGUUAAAAAAGCCAUUGAAGCGUAAGCGAAAGCUACCUUACUGGCAGAAUCUAAAAAUCCAACACAACUUAGAUGUUAUGCAUAUUGAGAAAAAUAUAUGUGAUAACAUAGUAUCAACUCUCCUACAAGAUGCAAACAAGUCGAAGGAUGAUCUACGGGCAUGCCAAGUUCUGACUGCUUUGAAUAUCCGAAAUGAUUUGCAAGCUCAAGACGUUGGCCUUAAAAAAUUAAAGUUGCAUUCGUCUCGUGUUACAAUGUCAAAUGAGCAGAUGCAACGAGUUUGUGAAAUUCUCAAAUCGGUAAAGUCGUGGGAUGGUUACUCUGCUAACAUUUCAAAUAAUGUCCAGGUGCAAGAGAGAAAACUCUUAGGUCUGAAGACACAUGAUUAUCACGUUCUUCUCCAUCAAUUGCUCCCUGUUGCAAUCCGUAACAAUAUGGAUAAAGAAGCGUCGAAGAUUAUUAUUGAGUAUUGUGGAUUUUUCAGAAAAUUAUGCUCUAAAGUCAUAGAUGUAGAUGACUUUAAGAAACUUGAAGCCGAUGUCCGAGUUACUCUAUGCAAUAUGGAAGUAAUAUUCACUCCUUCAUUUUUUACAAUUAUGGUCCAUCUUACCCAGCAUCUUGCAAGAGAGGCUAGAAUCGCCGGUCCUGUUAUUUAUCGUUGGAUGCAUCCGAUUGAAAGAUACUUGGGCUGCAUGAAAAACAAUGUUCGCAAUCGAGCUCGUCCCGAGGGCUCGAUAGCUGAAGGAUACGUCGCUAACGAAUGCUUUGUGUUUGCAUCACGUUACAUGCGUAAGAAGAAAACCACAUCUCAAGCACCUCAAAAGGAGAGGAAGCGUGAAAAAUACCCGAGAUCUCUCUUAGAUCAAAUUCAUGCAUAUGUUGAAAAAUCACUUCUUGAUGAUACUACAUUACCAGAUGAAAUUAUUAUCCAUGCACAACGUCCUUAUCACGAAGUGAGAUGUUAUAAUGAGCAUUUGGUGAAUGGAUAUAAAUUUCGAACGUUAGAGACCGAUGAUAGGAGGAUGAGGAGGAUUAGGAUGCUCUUUGACCAGCCGGCUGAUCGAUCACGGAGUAUCAUGCUAGGUAGUGGUGCUGAUGAUCCACUACCUUCUCCAGAUAUGCGGGAUCACCCGGCGGUUCUAAUGCAGCACCAGAACAAUCCCCCGACACAGGUAUUAAAUAUUUAA